AUGUCCUCGUCCACGGCCGCGCCGACAUCAUCUGACGGGUCAUCCUCGUCGGCAGCCCCGACCGCAGGGGGGAGAGCAGGAGCGCCCCCCAUCGACCCCAUCCUGCGCAACACCCUUCGAUAUACCGUCUCCGCGGGUGAGUAUGCCGCCCUGCACAAGUACAUCAUCUCUCGAUCAAGGGGCUUGCGUAAGGCGGCACCGUCGCCGGCAAGCGUCGACAAGGCUCUGCGACCGGAAAAGCCCAAGGGAGGAGGUGCAAGAGGAGGUCCUGCUGGGCAGGAUGACUUCAACGCUCGUGCUGUGCGGCAUGCGUUACGCGUGUUUGCCGUUACGUGGCUCGGUAUGAAGGGAUUCGACGCCGUCUCCAAGCGCCUCAAGAGUAGCGAGUCACCGUCCAAGAAACCUGCCAAGACGCGGUUUCACAAGUCCUCCGCCUUCAGGCUGUCGCUCUCGCUGUCGACGAUCCUCCUCCUCUACCGCCUCCUCUUCCGCUUUCUCACCCGUCUGCGCGCGCACCUCCUCGAGUCGCAGGUCGAGCCGUUCCGCCGCCGCAACCCGCGCACCACGGCCGCCCUGACGUCGGCAUACACGCCUGCCGUGGGCGCAUCGCUGGCCGGCCUAGCCCUCGGCGUGUUCCCGUCGCAGCAGAUGCGCGUGUCCCUCGCCAUCAUGACCAUGUUCCGCGCGCUGGAGUUUGGGUGGAACAUGUGUGAGGCCGACGGCGUCAUCUGGGGCUCCGUCAGUGGCCGCAAGAGGGAGCGUCCCUGGUGGUUUGGCAGCUGGAUGCUGCAGCCUCUGGCGUUCGGUCAGCUGUUCCACGCUUCCGUCCUUGACAGGGAUUGUGUUCCCAAGACGCUUAGCGACCUCUUCCUGGGCAUGUCGUCGGGCUACCUGCAGCCACGGCCUGCCGACUGGCCGGUGAAACUCAAGUGGCCCGGUGCUGGUCAGAUCGUCGACAACAUUGCCGAGAUGGCACGCCUCAACUGGCCCAGUGCCUUCAUCUCACCUACGCUGUUCCCGAAGAAGGAGAACGUGCUCCCGCCGACCCUGACAUCCCUAUCGCCGCUCACAUCGCGCGCCCACCCUCUGAUCAGUCCGCUGUCGUGCGCGACGCUCCACCCGUCGGAUCCGUCGUGCCUGCGCACGUACCUGACCUUCUGGAUCAGCUCGUUCCCGUCGUUUGCCCGCCUGCUGCUCAUCGCCUACUCGGCCCUGACGCUCACCCCGCAGCUGCGCGACCUGUACCACCGCCCGCUCACCAUGCUCCGCCGCAUGGUCUCGCGGGCCCUGCGCACCUCGACCUUUGCCACGGGCGCCCUCUCUACGGCCUGGGCGUCCGUAUGCUUCUUCCAGACCUGGCUGCCGCGCCACGUCCUGGCCACGCAGCGCCUCUUCAUGGGUGGCUUCCUCGCCGGCCUGUGGGCGUGGGUCGAGCGCCGCCACGGCAGGGGCAUCUUCCUGUACACGGCACGCGCUAGCGUCGACAGCCUCUGGAAGGUCGGCGUCAAGAGGCGCUGGUGGAAGGCCAUGCGCGGCGGAGACGUCUGGGUGUUUGUCCUGGCCCUCAUGGUGACGGGCGUCGUGUACGAGCGUGACGCCACGGCUAUCCGGGAGGCGCAGUGGAGGAAGGGCAUGAGCUGGGUCCGGGGCGAGGGCUGGAGGGACUGGGCCGCGGAGGAUGACGACGACGACGACGAGGAGCAUGUCAAGGAAGAAUAA
This is a messenger RNA of Geosmithia morbida, 1719 nucleotides long. RefSeq lists its product as uncharacterized. The transcript is spliced from 4 exons. Lineage: Eukaryota; Fungi; Ascomycota; Sordariomycetes; Hypocreales; Bionectriaceae. Bases 1 to 1719 code for a protein of 572 amino acids. The record is from RefSeq and is a predicted model, not a curated record.